Cuscuta epithymum is the source of this 3355-nucleotide messenger RNA. Lineage: Eukaryota; Viridiplantae; Streptophyta; Magnoliopsida; Solanales; Convolvulaceae. The record is from the annotation of a GenBank genome assembly.
CAGGCGUGUUUUUUGACAAAAAGAAGAGCGGAGUCUCACUGGUUCCAACUUCCAAGUUCUAAUCCAUGGGAGGCUGUUCAAACGACCAAAGAGAGAUGUCUCAUCUUCCCCAACUCCACUCGCUCAACAUCAAAACUUGUCCUGAUCACGACGAGUUUCUAGUCUCCCAAUUCGUAUUCUCAGAAUCUCAGCUUGUUCCAUAUCUUUUCAUUUCGCGCGAUCAGUAUUUGAAAACACUCCGAUCACUCCAUCGCUCUUCACGUGGAAUACGUUGAUAUGGGAGUACUCGAAAAGCUCGUGUGAGAUUGAGUCCUUGAAGUUGUUUAUCCGGCUUUUGAGAACCGGAAUAAGACCUGAUAAGUUUGUUUUCCCCUCCGUGCUAAAAUCCUGUGGGUACCGUUCCAUUGUUGGAGCUGGCGGAUCAGUUCAUUCAUUGUCGAUAAAGUCGGGGUUUGCUUUUGAUGUCCAUGUGAUAAACACCCUCCUGAAAAUGUACGCUACAUGUAACAUGUGGUGUGAUAGCGUUUGCAAGAAAGUGUUCGAAGAAAUGCCUGCAAGGGACAUGGUUUCUUAGAGCUUUGUGAUUUCUAGCUCUGUUGAUUGUUCACAUCGUCUUUACGGAUACUAUGCGUCGAUUCAGGGCACUUGCUCAACCGCAAAAAACUUCCCAGAUUGGUUAUAUAUUACAGGAGAGUAGGCAAUGACAUGGGCCAGAUGCAUCUCUUCCGCUUACUCCCCGCCACCAUUCCGCCCUUUCAAGGUAAUGAUUUCCUAUCUAAAUUUCUCCAUCCUCUUGCAGUGGCACCUAUUUCUAAAAUUGUUAAUUCGUUUGGUUGUAUUUCAAGCUCUUUGUACAGUCUUACCAAACAUCUGGACUCCUUUCCCAUCCCACCUCCUUUGCAACUUUCAAAAACAAGCAAUUUUCAUAGUUAAGGAAUUCAUGAAUGUCUUCCACAUGUUUGACAAAAUGUAUUAGCCACUGCCUAAGAUUUACAAUUGUCACUUUCUAUACUAAGAGCAAGAAUUUACUUCAUUCUACUCAUAUUUUCAAUUCCAACAACUUUUUUCUUUUUUAUAAACUAUCAUUUAUUUUUUUGCGAGGAUUAUAAACUACGGAGUAUAAUUUAAUUCACACAAUAAGCUAAUCUUAAUCUAAUGCUUUGAACUAAUUCACUUACGUAAUGACCAAGGCUGCUGGUGUAAUUUGGAAUGAAGCAGUAUAGUCAUAUAGUCUGGUCUGCUUUAUGAAAAAGCUAUUCUAUUCAUAUUAUUAGACUCCAUAAACCGAAACAAAAUACUUUAUUGUAACCUUUCACAAAGAAAUGCAAAAUAUUAUCAAUUUUAGGAAAUAUUUAACGAAGAGCAUUGUUGUGCUACCCAUGCCCACACACACAACUACAUAAGUACAAAUUUGUUUGUAGUGCUUAAGCCAUUUUCUGUCCUCUCUGGUAUUCCUUUGUGUUUCACACUUUAUACUUUUUGUUAAUAAGAAUUUAAAAAUACAAGAUUUAUUAAUAUAUGUGGAGUAAGUGAUAACAUUACUAAGGAAACUCAUUUCUUGGAACUUCCAAUUUUAGAAAAUGAAUCCAGGAACUCCCUAAUAUCAUCUUUUCAGCACUUUGGAAUUAGUAGUUGUUUGGGAUGGACAUGAAUAAAAUGUUUAGUAAGAAUGGUUUAUUUACAAUAUGUGGUCUGGGAAAGGAACUCAGUUGAUAAAUAAGCUUGUAAAUAUGGAUUUUUCAACUUUUACAAGCGAAUUAGCAAUUGCAGAAGUGAUUCCAUGGCAAACCGAUUAAGAGAUGCAAAAGAUAUAGAAUCAAUACCUUGCAAAAAAAGAGAGGUACUGUAACAGGGUCUAAUAUAUAUGUACUGAAAAAAAUUGUUUCACGGUUGUCCCUAACAACGUCUAAUUCCAAAGUAAUGAAUAAAUAUAUAUUCAGGAGUUCCUAGAUUCAUUUUCGGAAAUUGGAAGUUAAUAAAAAGGAGUUUUCCUUGUAAAAUUUGUAACUUACUCCAUGUGUUUUUGCAAAAAAAAAAAAACCGCUCCCCCUAACAACUACUACUUCCAAAGUGCUGAAAUAAUUCGUUUGUGGAGUUCCUACGUCCAUUUUCUGAAUUGGUAAUUUCAAAAAAUGAGUUUUCCUAAUUAAUAAUGUCACUUGCUCUUGCGCCCCUAAAGUGCUAAAUUGUUAUUUCUAAAUUGGAGUUAUGUUAGCUUAACUGAUGUUACGAAUCAGGAAUAUACAAAUUAGUUUGAUGUGCUUAAUCCUUUUCUUUAUCCUCUCUGGUAGUGCUUUGUAUUUCACACUUUAUACUCUUACCAGCUUUAGUUAUUAACAAAUUUAGGGUAAAGUUACUUCAAAGCAAAUUCCUUAUUGUGGGUUUCGUGUACAAUAAUAUCUCAAAAGUCACUAGAUCCAGAUAAACAAGCCACUUUUUUAAAUUAGAACUUUAAAAUACCAGCUUUAGUUACACAAUUUUUAUAUUACAUAGGGAAACAACAAGAGGCUUAGAGAGACUUUGCACUAAUGGCAGACUGUCUUUGGCGAAAGUUUAUGAUAUUUUGAGGAAGAAAGGUGUGAGAGAACCUGGAUGCCGUUCAUUUGGAGACCAUUUCAUCCCACCUAAAUACUCUUUCAUCACGUGGCUCUUUCAUCAUGUGGCUGGUGUUUAGGAACACACUAGCUACUCUGGACAACCUGGAGUAUUUGGAAUCUUGGAAAUAUUUGUUUUCUUUGUUUGCUUUGCUUGCCCUUAUUCUGCAGGUAUUUGGCCGGACAUUCGUAAAUGGUCGGGCAUUCGAAGAUAUGAAUACUUUAUCAAGCUCGAUUAAGUGGAUUAGAAAGGAGCACCGUGGAGUUCAGAUUCGCAACAAAUCAAUAUGUAUAGCCUUUUGUUGUGCCAUAUAUACAAUCCGGAGAUCCCGUAACUCAGCAUACUUUGAUCAUCUUCUCUUCCAACCCUAGGAGGUUUUAGCUAAAAUCAAGAUGGUAGUUUAUAGAAACCUGGUUAGCCUAUAUCCUACAUUCCUACCACUGUAGUUGUUUUUAGAAUCUGUUUUUGGAGGAUUUUUCUUUGGUCUGGGCUUGUUGUGUUCUAGCUUUUUGGUUUGGUAUCUGAUUAUGGAAGGUUGUGGCAUGGUUAGGCAGGUUCUUUUGAUUACAGUGAGGGGCCUGUCCCUUGCUGUUUGGUUUGUGGCUGCCAUAUGUGGGUAAGGCAAUGAUUCUACCUUAUGCCCGCAGUUUGUUGUUUUGUUUUUCUUUGAGCAGGGGUAUGCCCUGGUGGUCUUGAGGAUUAUACAAUUUUGGAUGAGUCAACAUGUACAUUUUACCCGUUUAUGAGCAGCAAGGCUAAA